GAGUACGGACGGCGAUAUUUUGUUUUUAGAUUUAACAAGUGUCUUUUAGUGUAUUUGUAAAAUUAAAAUUGUAUUUACGUAUAAUAAUUAGGUAUAUGCUAAGGAAUCACUUCGUAUUAGUAUAUUUUUUGUUAUUAACGCAUGUACCUUUUUACAAAAUAUAACUAAAAGAUGUUCAGAUCCUUAAGAAAUAAGUUUUUAAUCAAAAUUCCCCUUAUAAAUACACCAAAAAAUACAUUUCUAACCAAUGAAUACAAAUGUGCGAAUGCUUGGAACUCUCAAGUAAAUUCUACCGUAUUAACGAAAGUUAAUCUUGGCGAUUUUUAUACGAGUUUAGAUCAGAAUUAUUCAUCGAAAGGCACAAUUAGCGCUAUUGAUGUUGACAUUUUCGCUAAUGCCGUAAGGGACGGCGUGUAUCUCGAAGAGCUGAAAGAUCUUUUGCAUAAACUUAGAUUAUCAGGUGAAACAGGAAAUACUUUGGAAUCUACACAUCAUGCUACAGUCAGAAAUUUCAUGGAAUUUGGCAAUAUACAAGAACUAGUAGAUAUUUUGAAACAUCCUCUAAAUUAUGGUAUAUUUCUUGAUUAUUAUACUGCAAAUCUCUUAUUGGAUAAAUUGAUCAAAUCUCAAGACUAUGAGAUGGCUACCAAUGUUGCAGCACUUAUAAUGCUGCAGGAAGACUAUACCAAUGAGAUUACUUGUUCUUUAUGUCAGUAUGCUUGUUACAAAUUUAUUAUUGAACAUAAACCAGAUAAUCAAGAGCAGCCAAAAGAAGCAGAAAAAAAUAAAAAGGUUGAAGAGAUUAAAAUAAGGAUUAAGUUCCUUCGCAAUCCAUAUUUUGAUGAUCACUUUGACAUUAAGGAUAUAAAGUUAUUAUCCGGAAAGACAUUAGCUUGCAUAUCUAAAUGUUUCUCUGAUAAUGUCAGUAACAAUUUACAAAUUCUAGGUUGGCUUUUCUAUAAAAAAUAUGAUAAACUGUCUACUCUUGUUGAUAAAUUAAGUCAAAAUAAUUCAUUUAAAGUACAUAAAGAAGUGAUUGAUUUAUUGAAGUUGGAGGCAUCAGAAGAGUCAAAAGAAUGUGUUGAUAAAUGCAUAAACUUGCUAAGUAAUGUCAAAGUGGCAGAGGGAAACAUUGAAGAAUCAAUUAAAAAUUUAGUAGAAAAUGCAAUUAAUAAAUCUCAAAGUAAAGAUAUAUCCAUGCAAGAAAAGAUUUUUAAAGAUUGGGAAGUUAUGCGAGAACAAAAACUGCAGGAGCAAAUAGCCCGUUUGGAUAGAAUAAAGCGUGUGCAGGCUAUAGAAGAAAAACAAAACAUAUUACAAAAGGAAGAGCAAAAAUUGUGGUUCUUUGAAAAUGAAGAAAAAAUUGACCUUCAAAUAGAAGAAAAGGAACAAAUGGAAGAUAAAAGUCAAAUAAAGAGUAAAACUCAAGACAAAUCUGAUGUAGAUUAUAUUCCUCCUGAAAUUUUACCUAAGAGAAGGUGAAUGUGUUUAUUAAUAAAAAUGAAAUAAAAUAUACAGUUAGAAAACA
Molecule: messenger RNA, 1528 nt
Organism: Pieris napi
Lineage: Eukaryota; Metazoa; Arthropoda; Insecta; Lepidoptera; Pieridae
Product: 28S ribosomal protein S27, mitochondrial
Exons: 2
Coding region: 172-1482 (436 amino acids)
Cellular component (GO): mitochondrion
Source: RefSeq, a predicted model, not a curated record